UAACUAAUGGAUUAUUAGAAUGUUUAGGAUUUAAUUUUUCAAAAAUGGAUUUAUGGUGGAGGAUAUCAUGAUAGUUUGGUGAAUCAAUUUAUAUUUAAUUUUCUUUUUCUUUUUUGCUCAGUGGGGAUUGCAAAAUUUACUUCCAGGUUGUCGUUUUGUCAUUUGUUUGUAUGAACUAUGAAGGGACUCGUUGUUUCCUUUAACUAACUGAUUAUUAGAAUUAUUGUGGCAAUCAACUGGAGGAGAUACCAUCUUUGUACACACCCGUUGCACAUAUGGAUUGUGGUUGACUACACUACAGUGUUUGUUUUCCGCCUCUUGAUGUUUGUGGACAAUGGACUAGCUGCUGGAAUGGGAUUGGAUUUUGGUUGGCAACAAAGAUAUGCCCGCUUCUGUGGAAGGACAGUUGUAUUAUCUAUUCUAGCUCUACUACUUUACCCAUUCCUUUGGGCUUGGACCAUUGUUGGUACACUAUGGUUCACUAGUGCAAGAAACUGUUUGCCUGAAGGUCAGAAAUGGGGUUUUCUUAUUUGGUUACUUUUCAGCUAUUGUGGACUCAUAUGCAUUGCUUGCUUAUCUACUGGAAAGUGGCUAACAAGAAGACAAGCACAUCAAUUGCGUGCACAGCAAGGAAUCCCCAUUUCUGAAUAUGGGGUUUUUGUUGACAUGAUUAGAGUGCCGGAUUGGGCUUUUGAAGCUGCUGGCCAAGAAAUGAGAGGGAUGGGGCAAGAUACAGCUGCCUACCAGCCAGGAAUUUACUUGACAACAGCGCAGAGAGAAGCGGUGGAGGCUCUAAUUCAAGAACUUCCCAAGUUCACGCUGAAGACCGUUCCUGUUGAUUGCAGCGAGUGUCCAAUCUGUUUGGAAGAGUUUCGUGUGGGAAAUGAGGUUCGUGGUCUUCCAUGUGCUCAUAAUUUCCACGUGGAGUGCAUUGAUGAGUGGCUUCGGCUGAAUGUGAAAUGCCCUAGAUGCCGUAGUUCUGUCUUUCCAAACCUCGACUUAAGUGCCUUAUCCAAUAUCCGUGCCGAUUCAGAGCGGCCAUCGUCCAAUGUACUCACUACAACUCAAUAUGUAAGAACCCAACCGCCUAGCCAGAGCUAUCUAUUGAGAUUACAGGGAUUGCUUCGUCCAGUUCAUGCGGAGAAUACCGGGGCUGUCAGUGAAGCAAAUAGUGUGGAAACAACUGAAAAUGGAGCCCUGCCACUUGCAACUCCUGGUCUAGCAACUACAGAGCCUGUACAGUUGGUAGUAGAACCGUCAAUCACCCCUCGACCUUGACCUACUUUUUGUGAUCUCUUGAAAGGUUCUAAUCUCUAACCACUGUUACACCUCCUCUUUUUUGUCUCUCUUUAAUCCAAUUACAAAGGAUAGAAUACGUUGCACAUCCUUUUGGUUUCAGGAAAAAAUUGCACCUUUGAUACCUAACCUAUUAUUUGACUAGCAAUUUGAUCCCUAACCUUUAAAAAUGAGCAUGUUGUUCCUCGACCUUCAUGCUAAAUUGUACAAAUUUUAUUUAUAUUUUCAUGCGGUGCUCUGGAAAUUAUGCCUCCUUCACAUAGAAUUCUUUCAGUAGAAUUUGUACUCUCGCCUAUAUUUUGAAGACCGUACCGUUUUUUUUUUUUAAUGCAACUAUUUAUUUAUUUUUUUAA
Molecule: messenger RNA, 1649 nt
Organism: Olea europaea var. sylvestris
Lineage: Eukaryota; Viridiplantae; Streptophyta; Magnoliopsida; Lamiales; Oleaceae
Product: E3 ubiquitin-protein ligase SIS3-like
Exons: 8
Coding region: 322-1278 (318 amino acids)
Biological process (GO): sugar mediated signaling pathway
Molecular function (GO): ubiquitin-protein transferase activity
Source: RefSeq, a predicted model, not a curated record